Molecule: messenger RNA, 1873 nt
Organism: Haplochromis burtoni (Burton's mouthbrooder)
Lineage: Eukaryota; Metazoa; Chordata; Actinopteri; Cichliformes; Cichlidae
Product: piggyBac transposable element-derived protein 3-like
Exons: 2
Coding region: 230-1480 (416 amino acids)
Molecular function (GO): sequence-specific DNA binding
Source: RefSeq, a predicted model, not a curated record
AGCUUAAAGGGCCUUUAAAACCCCUUUUGCCCCACUGGCAACAAUUGUUGCCAACGUUUAUCACUGUCAUUUUCGACUCACAAUAAAAAAUCUCAAAGGUACUAAUGCAACUUUUUCCACUUAUAUGCUAGUAGACAACUUAGACAAAGGUUUUGAUUUUUAAAAAAUCGUUUCCAAGUGCUUCCUAUCACAUGACAUCAUCUGCUUCCUGCUCUUUCUGGCUGAAGACAUGGCGGAUGCAAAUCAUCCUGGAAAGAGGUACACCGUAGCAGAGAUCCUGGCCAUGCUGCAGGACUCUGAAACUGUGGCGGACAUCACAGUUGUGCCUGAGUCAGAAAUGCACGCACAUGACACAGACUGUGACAGUGACCAAUCUGAUGAUGAGGCCACUGGUGACCAUAACCGCCUCCCAUCAAGAGUACUCAAAGGUGAAGGCUUUCUACCUAAUUCGGACAUGCAGCUGCCAAAUCCCCCCGAUGAUGAUCCUGGGUGCUCAUCCUCAGUGAGUCAGACAGAGACUAGAAAGGUCAGUGGCACAAAUGAAAAGGUGACCAGUCAGAUUGUUGGGCCCAUGCUCCACAAAACUAAGAACCAAGACAGGAAAUUCAAAAAAAUCAAAAUUGCGGCCAAAGCACCAGCACAAGCCAACAAAAAAUAUCAGAUCCCUCGCUAUGUCCCCAAAGAACAUGAUCCUGGCUUCACAUCAGAUGAUCCAGUGGAUAUCUUCCUCACAUUUUAUCCCAAGUCCCUCAGAGAUGUCACACUGGAAAUGUCCAAUCUCUACGCUGAACAAAAAGGGAAAACGCUCAACCUGACUGAGGAUGAACUUCUUACAUUCUACGGUAUUCUGUUGAUCAGUGGAUACAACACAGUCCCAAGGCGGCGUCUUCUCUGGUCAGACGAUUGUGAUGUCAGCAACAAUGCUGUAAAAGAUGCCAUGCGGAGGAACAGGUUUGAUGAAAUUAUGUCUUCUGUUCAUUUAGUAGACAACAUGAAGAUCACAGCUGACCCGUUCUUCAAGGUGCGUCCCCUUUUUAAGCAUCUAAAUGACAUCAACAACGCAAUCCCGAUAGCAGAACAUGUGGCAGUAGAUGAGAUGAUGAUUGAGUAUUUUGGAAGGCAUGGGUGCAAACAGUUUAUUAGAGGGAAGCCUAUUCGUUUUGGGUAUAAAAUAUGGAGCUUAGCAUCCUCCUCCGGGUUUGUCCAUCAGAUGGAGCCAUAUGUAGGAAGCCACACACAUCUGGUGGAAACUGGACUUGGUCAGGGUCCAAGUGUGGUUCUUGGCCUGGCAGAGAAAGCUGAAGUGCCACCUGGAGUCAAGUUUUACCACGACAACCUCUUCACAACCCUGUCCCUGGUGGAUGAGAUGACCCUGAGAGGCUAUGGCAGCUGUGGCACGAUGCGUAGAACAUGCAUGAAAGAUGAUGGAAUGUAUGGGAAGAAAUAUGUUAUAUAUGUUUUUAUGUUUUUAUGUUUUUAGAGGUUCUAAGAAAAAAAUGUUUGUUGAGUUUUUGAGUAUAAAAAAAUUGAGAAUAAAGAAAUCAGUUCAAAUUGUUUGAUGUUUUGAAUUUUAUACAGGGGGAACCUGAGGCUCCACCUUUUUGUUAUUAUUUAUUAUGACUAUAUUAUUAUUUUGUUCUUAUUAUAUUAUUAUUAUUACUUCUCUAUUAUUAUUAUUAGGUGACAUUUGCCUUAGUGACAAGCUGUGUGACUACUGGCAACAAUUGUUGCCAGUCAUAAAAAUGCUAUUUUCUUCAAAAAAAAGUACAAAAUGGAAAAAAUAAAUACAUAACAUGAUUCAGAGGGACUCAACUGAUAAAAUGAUAUGCCUUACAACUCUGAAAAAAAUCUGGGAAGGAACGGGUACAACCUC